Crotalus tigris (Tiger rattlesnake) is the source of this 1871-nucleotide messenger RNA. RefSeq names its product transmembrane protein 233 (gene TMEM233). Gene Ontology annotation, cellular component: membrane. Bases 243 to 614 code for a protein of 123 amino acids. Lineage: Eukaryota; Metazoa; Chordata; Lepidosauria; Squamata; Viperidae. The transcript is spliced from 3 exons. The record is from RefSeq and is a predicted model, not a curated record.
GCGCGGAGCUCCAGGCGCGCCUUGGCACAGCUGGCGAGCGCGUCUUCUCUUGGAGCGAAACCUGAGCCGGGGUCCGGAGCGAGCCGGGCUCGGCUGGGGCUUUUUUGGGGGGCAGCUGCGUCGUGGUUCCCGAGCGGACAGAGGAAUGAGCCCGGGCUGAAUCAGUUCCCACGCUCUUCUCCUUGCGCUCUCCGCCGUCCGCCCCGUCCGCCUUCGCCUCGCCGCCUUCUCGGGCUCUCCCCAUGGCGGGCUCGUCGCCUCCCCCGGCUUACUCCGACCUCAAGCGGGGCCGGGAGAAGAGCUGCAGCGGCGCCGAGCUCCAGCUGAACGGCGCCGAGGAUAUCCCGGGCCCCGAAGAGGAAGAGGAGCCGCGUCCCGCGCCCAAAAACUACUUGUGGCUGAGCAUUUUGUCCUGCUUCUGCCCUGCGUACCCCGUCAACAUCGCCGCCUUCGUUUUUUCGAUCAUGGCGCUAAACAGCUACAAUCAAGGCGACAUUGAAGGAUCGAAAAGGCUGGGCCACACGGCUCUGCUGGUCGCCAUUGCGUCAAUUCUGAUCGGUGUCUUGAUGAUUGCAAUCCUUUGUAUUGUCCAUUAUACUACGCACACCAUCUGAAUGCAGAGACGCGGGAUGUGAACGUAUCCCAUCUCCAGGCCCGUGACACAGGGGGAGGGUCUGUACCCAGGAAGAAAAUGUAAACACGGAUGCUCAACAAAGCAAACCCAGAUCUGGUUUGUUCCAUUUUUAUCUUACAAACCUGGCUCGAGGCACAGGUGAAAAUCUCCAGUGAUCGUUUGCUGGCGGUGGGUUCCCUGUGUCGAGAGAUUAGCAGUUCCCUCCCCUCCGAAGAACCGAAAACAGGAAAAAAGGGGGAAAAAAUAAUUACCCGUCUUUCUUAAAGAACGUCUUUAUGGAACUCCCUUUUGGCAACCCUCUGUUCCCUUUUCCUGCACGCCAGAAGUGUAACGUGUAGCUCGCCUGCCCUGUCCUCGGCUUUUGCACUCGGCUGUCUCCCAGGCUGGAGAUCUUUGCUGGCUGAACUUUCCGGAUCGGUGAAUGGAUGCAAGAUCUGUCCCACAGGUGGAGUUUCCUGGGACUUCUGACUUCCAUCCAUGAACCCAACGUAGCAUCUCAGGGCACCAGAGGUGAAGGGAUCCAUAGGACACAUCCACACCCAGGAGAUGUUUUCAGCCUCCUCCUUUUUUCUCUCUCUUGGGCAGGAAUGAAUCUGACCCUCCUUACAAUAUCUGUCAUGCGUCUGUUUUGAUCAUGCCUCUUCUCACUGGCUGUGUACCCCUUUCUGUCUGCGAGUUGCAGAAAGCAUGCAUUACCUAGAGAACGACAACUCCUUGGUGGCUACCUGAAGGAAUGAGGGUGGGGGUGGGGGGGGAUAAACCCAUCGCUUUCGAUGUCUUUUGGGAUGAUUUACUCUGUAAAAAGAAGGAAAUCAACGCUUGGAAAUCAAAGUUAUUAUCUGCUCCUUGGACUUCUGCGAAAGAUACGGUUUUGGGGGGGUGGGGUGACGCUGAGAAGCCGAGAAACCAAAGGCAUGAAAAAGGGGAGUUGAAAUUUAAUCAGGUCGAGUAUGUUGUUACCGUGAAAAAAAAAAAUCCAAUCUUUCCCUUUGUGGUGCUGGAUCCAGAAAUCCUUGACAGGAUGGCAGUGAGGAAUGUAAUGUCUCUUGGUUUACGAGCCAGGGGUAUGGGAAAAGGUUCAGGUAUUCCACCUAUUUUAUUUACACCUAUUUUUUCAAAGGUGAUUUCGUGGUCAUGAAUCGGGGGGGGGGAGGGGAUUCAAGAUCCCUGGUCAGGUUGCAGAAUGAAAAGUCCUGCUUGUUAAGGAAUUCAAAGAAUAAACUUGCAUUGGUUUGUA